Molecule: messenger RNA, 1281 nt
Organism: Paecilomyces variotii
Lineage: Eukaryota; Fungi; Ascomycota; Eurotiomycetes; Eurotiales; Thermoascaceae
Exons: 4
Coding region: 1-1281 (426 amino acids)
Biological process (GO): cell surface receptor signaling pathway; adenylate cyclase-activating G protein-coupled receptor signaling pathway
Cellular component (GO): plasma membrane
Molecular function (GO): G protein-coupled receptor activity
Source: RefSeq, a predicted model, not a curated record
AUGGGGCCAUCCGCUUACGAGUCACGCUUCAUUGAAGUCUCUGAGCGCGUCUGCUCGGUUCUAUCCCUCAUUUCAACGAGCGUCAUCAUCGGCACUUUUGUCUCUUCGAAUCUGUUUCGCAAGCCCAUCAACCGUCUUGUCUUCUACGCCUCAUGGGGAAAUAUCAUGUCCAAUGUCGCCACAAUGAUUUCAGUAGCAGGAUACGCCCAUGGGACUGGAACUUCCUUGUGUCAGGUGCAGGGAUUCUUGAUCCAGUGGUUCAUGCCAGCUGACGCUCUCUGGGCAUUCGCAAUGGCGCUCAAUGUCUACCUUACCUUCUUCCAUAAAUUCGACUCGUCUCAGUUGCGAAAGCUGGAAUGGAAAUAUUUCGUUGCCUGCUAUGGCAUCCCGUUCGUCCCGGCUUUCAUAUAUUGCUUCGUCGAUACCCCCGCCAAGGGCAAGAUAUACGGUGAGGCAGUGCUAUGGUGUUGGGUUUCGCUCAAAUGGGAUGCCUUGCGAAUUGCCACUUUCUAUGGCCCUGUCUGGUUCAUUUUGGUGUUGACAUUCGCAAUCUAUAUCCGUGCCGGCAAAGUCAUUUUCGAGAAGCGGCGGCAGCUGCAGAGCGCGAACACGAAUACUAUCGGCUCAAGCUACUUUAUCGAUGAUCCAUUCCAAGAAGGGGCGAAAUUGACGGAAAUCCGUGUAACAACUGAACAGGUAGUCACUUCCUCUGUGGGAUCUACGCAGCCCAUGGAAAUCUCCGCCGACAGAGGUCGAGUCCCUGGCACGUCAGACUACAGCCCGUACUCUAUCAAGAUAGAAACUGGGCCACACAUGGAAAAGGAGGAGAUAUCGAUGCAGCCUCUGCCACCGGUGCCUCAAACUGGAAAUGUCAACUUCAGACGUCAGGUUGCAGCUGUGGAAUCUAAUAAAGCUGCUUGGGCGUAUACUAAAUGUGCCAUGCUUUUCUUUAUUGCCUUGGUCAUCACAUGGGUCCCGUCAAGUCUGAACCGACUAUACACUUUGGUCUACCCCGACGGAGAAUCUAUGGGCCUCGACUACGCAUCAGCCAUCGUCCUUCCCCUUCAAGGAUUGUGGAAUGGCCUUAUCUAUGUCGCAGUCUCUUGGCCUUCCGUGAAGACUGUAAUUGCCAACGUUCGUCAAGCGUCACGGCCGUAUCCAAUCAGAAUAACUGCCGCCAAUGGCAAUCUUGACGCGCCUAACUUCAGACGCCAAGACUCCGAUAGCAACGAGAGUACGACUGAGCUCGCGAUGCACCCACAGCCCAAGGGUUCAGUCUGA